Molecule: messenger RNA, 1822 nt
Organism: Neogale vison (American mink)
Lineage: Eukaryota; Metazoa; Chordata; Mammalia; Carnivora; Mustelidae
Gene: PCOLCE2
Product: procollagen C-endopeptidase enhancer 2
Exons: 9
Coding region: 130-1377 (415 amino acids)
Molecular function (GO): protein binding
Source: RefSeq, a predicted model, not a curated record
GGGAGUGUGCGGCGCGCGAGCCUGUUUCUCCCCGUGUGUGCCAGAGUGUGAGCCUUGGUGGGUGCGACCCGGUGUGCGGACCGGCGUGCGCGCCGGGGUGGGAGCGAGCCGAGCGCGUCUACACCGGCCAUGAGGGGCGCGGGCGCCUGGGCCGCGCUCUGCCUGCUGCUGGCCGUGGCCGCGCAGCUCUCCCGGCAGCAGCCCCCGGAGAGACCUGUUUUCACAUGUGGCGGCAUUCUUACUGGAGAGUCUGGAUUUAUUGGCAGCGAAGGUUUCCCUGGAGUGUACCCUCCAAAUAGCAAAUGUACUUGGAAAAUCACAGUUCCUGAAGGAAAAGUGGUAGUUCUUAAUUUCCGAUUCAUAGAUCUGGAGAGCGACAACCUGUGCCGCUAUGACUUUGUAGACGUGUACAAUGGUCACACCAAUGGCCAGCGUAUCGGGCGCUUCUGUGGCACGUUCCGGCCUGGAGCCCUUGUGUCCAGCGGUAACAAGAUGAUGGUGCAGAUGAUUUCCGAUGCCAACACGGCUGGGAAUGGCUUCAUGGCCAUGUUCUCUGCUGCUGAACCAAACGAAAGAGGGGAUCGGUAUUGUGGAGGACGCCUUGAAAGACCUUCCGGCUCUUUUAAAACCCCCAACUGGCCAGAGCGAGAUUACCCUGCAGGAGUCACUUGUGUGUGGCACAUUGUAGCCCCAAAGAAUCAGCUUAUAGAAUUAAAAUUUGAGAAGUUUGAUGUUGAGCGUGACAACUAUUGCCGGUAUGAUUUUGUGGCUGUGUUCAAUGGUGGAGAAAUCAAUGACGCUAAAAGAAUUGGAAAAUAUUGUGGCGAUAGCCCACCUGCGCCAAUUGUAUCUGAGAGAAAUGAACUUCUCAUUCAGUUUUUAUCAGACUUAAGUUUAACUGCAGAUGGGUUUAUUGGUCACUACAAAUUCAGGCCAAAAAAACUGCCUACAACUACAGCAUCACCUGUUACCACCACGUUCCCUGUAACUACAGGUUUAAAACCCACCGUGGCCCUGUGUCAACAAAAGUGUAGACGGACGGGGACUCUGGAGAGCAAUUAUUGUUCAAGUAACUUUGUAUUGGCUGGCACCGUGAUCACAACUGUCACCCGAGGUGGAAGCUUGCAUGCCACUGUCUCGAUCAUCAACAUCUACAAGGAGGGAAAUCUGGCAAUUCAGCAGGCUGGCAAGAACAUGAGUGCCAAGAUCACUGUGGUCUGCAAGCAGUGCCCUCUCCUCAGGAGAGGUCUAAAUUACAUUAUUAUGGGCCAAGUGGGUGAAGACGGGCGAGGCAAAAUCAUGCCAAACAGCUUUAUCAUGAUGUUCAAGACCAAGAAUCAGAAGCUCCUGGAUGCCUUGAAAAACAAGCAAUGUUAAUAAUGAACUGUGUCGAUUUAAGCUGCAUUCUGUCAUUGCCUUGGAAAGAUCUCUAUUUUUCUCUGUAGGAAAAAAAAAGUCUUAUAUUAAAUAUUGAGCAUUCAGAAAGAUUUACUCUUCACAUGAUGUAGGUAUGAGACUCCGGUACCACCGGUGGGAGUUCUGUGCCUGCGCCGAGAGGAGCAGAUACAUGAUUGACAACUUGCAGACUUGGUGCGGCGAUAGGAAACUGAAUGUAUCAAGCACUGACAGUGUGGAAGCAGUUUAUUUAUACGUCUCUGUAAAAGGGUAUUUUAGAAAUGAGUGGAGUGAAGAUGUAAAAAAGAGAUUUUAUAAGUGCAAUAUUUAUAGUGAUAUUUGUUUUACCUUCAAGCAUUUGCUCUGAGGGGUUAUAUUCUCUUGCAUUUUUUAAGUCACUGCUUAAUAAAAUAUUUUUAAAUGAUUA